UACAGCCGCUGCCCAAAAUGGCCCCGGAUGGCAGCCCGCCGUUCAAGCCCGCCGCUACCGAUCCUAUGAUGGGCGAAGACGCACUGUCUGAAGAAUUGCAGCUUCUAUACAGGGAUACCGAGAUAUCACUCGAACCCCAGCCUAUCACGCAGGCUGUAUGGGGAGCACAGGAAUGGGCUCACGGGUCCACAAUCGACCCAAGCCUGCUCAGCAGCACGGGUUAUACUCAUACGCCUCCAGGGGUUGGCGUACAGACGGGUCCUUUCUUGGACGUUGAUCCUCCAGAUGGAGACUCGCAAAUGUUUCCACAGGCGCGAGCGAGCGAUGGUUUGAACGGAGCAGAAGAUCAGAUGUCUCCCGUUGAUCAAUACUCCCCUAUUUCUUCUAUUACUAUGUCCGAUUCUUCGUCCGAGUUCAAUCUCGAACAUUAUAUCGACGGCCUAGACCGAUCUGGAACUCCUGUUGCCGGUACCCUAACAGAACCCUUCCAUUUGCUGGGCGUUGGCGUGGGCUCGGCACCUCCAGCUGCUGAUUCUCCUGCUAUGGCGACACUUCCCUUUGUUUUACUGACUGUUAUGCUCUAUAGUCGCCAUUACGGAUGGCAUGAUAAGCCUUUGAGGUGUCCCAAGGAAGAUGAAGGCUGUCCCUACCGUGCGCAGUUCAACAAGGAGAUUGAGAAGCACAUCUGGAGCAGACAUGUCAAGUGGGCCGAGGAAACCAACCGUAAGCCCAUCAGGAAGAAGUGUCAGCGCUGUGGCGUAAUACUGGAGAGGCCCGACUUCGUCAAACGCCAUAUGGACGAAGUUCACGGUGGUAUCAAGAGGAAGAGGGGUCCAGGUGGCUAG
This is a messenger RNA of Trichoderma citrinoviride, 845 nucleotides long. RefSeq lists its product as hypothetical. The coding region runs from base 18 to 845 and encodes 275 amino acids. NCBI's taxonomy places the organism in Eukaryota, Fungi, Ascomycota, Sordariomycetes, Hypocreales, Hypocreaceae. The record is from RefSeq and is a predicted model, not a curated record. The transcript has 3 exons.